This is a messenger RNA of Pelobates fuscus (common spadefoot toad), 1061 nucleotides long. It is a transcript of the gene GCA, whose product is annotated as grancalcin. NCBI's taxonomy places the organism in Eukaryota, Metazoa, Chordata, Amphibia, Anura, Pelobatidae. Gene Ontology annotation, molecular function: calcium ion binding. The record is from RefSeq and is a predicted model, not a curated record. The transcript is spliced from 8 exons. Bases 164 to 787 code for a protein of 207 amino acids.
GGGAGUUGGCCGACCAAUAGGAAGCGAGCGUUGACGUAGCGCUCUGGUCCCGUUACACUUCCUGAGAUUGGAGUUUGCACGUCAGACGCCGCGGAGGAUCACACCGAAGGCGCAUCCCCCUCAGACAGGACCCCCGUUACUGUGCCCCAGCCACACUCGCAGCAUGGCCUUCCCCGGAUACGGAGGCUUUGGAAGCCUAAAUCAACAGAUGCAGAUGAUGGGACAGGCCAUGGCAGGACCAAACAUAAAUGCUGGUUACUUUGGACAGCCCCAGUAUCCUCAAGGCGAUCCCUUAUGGGGUUAUUUCUCAGCUAUUGCUGGACAGGAUGGUGAAAUAGAUGCUGAUGAACUACAGAGAUGUUUAACACAGGCUGGCAUCCAUGGGACCUAUACUCCUUUCAGCUUGGAAACUUGCAGAAUCAUGAUAGCCAUGCUGGAUAUUGAUCACACCGGGAAAAUGGGAUUCAAUGAAUUUAAAGAAUUGUGGGGCUCUCUGAGUGCAUGGAAACAACACUUCUGUACAUUUGACCAGGACAGAAGCGGAACAGUGGAACCACAUGAGUUCAGCCAAGCCAUUAUGGCAAUGGGUUACAGAGUAAACCAUCAGACCCUGAAUGUUCUUUUAAAACGUUACAACAAGAAUGGCAGAAUAUAUUUUGAUGACUAUGUUGCAUGCUGUGUGAAGUUGCGGGCUCUGUCAGAUGUCUUCAGGCGAAGAGACAGCAUGCAGCAAGGGUUUGUCAACUUUGUAUAUGAUGAUUUUUUGCAGUGCACCAUGUCAAUCUGAAUUUUAUGACUCAAUCCGAUCGUGAAGAAUGGCAUUACAAUCCAACAUGUGAAUUCUUCUGUUUGGAAGGAACCAAGUGACCCUCAUGUGAAUCAAGCUAUUGUAGAACUUCAGUUUUCCAUUUUUUGUAACACAUCCGUUGGUAUACAUAAAACAUUUUUUUUUUUUUUUUUUUUAAAGUGCACAAGUUAUUACAUUUUAAUAGUUAUUUUGUAUUUUUUUUUUUUAUAUAUAUAAAUAGGCCAAAUGAAGUUAAUAAACCUGUCUUUACAUA